UGUCAUGGUGAUGCCUUCUGUUCUCUCAGACAGAAACGAUUUCAUAAGCGGAGCUUUUUUAGCAAUGGGUAGAAACCCAUGGCUCAGCCGCUUUUGAGGCAGGGUCCAAUUAUUUCGUUAUGUCAUUUUUGUACGCGGAUUGAGAAUUGGGACAACUUUCCCCAGUGAAGAAGCGACGGGUCGCACAUUUUUAAAAUUCUAAUAUACGGCGUACAGCACAAGCUAAUGGCUACAAACAGCCCCUGUCUUACUUUAAACUCGUCAUAUACAAAGCAAGGACCUGUCACCGGAAGUUCAGAUUUUUAACAGCGGAAAAAUAAGAGGUACCGUUUAAUAUAGCUGUUCGCUUUCCUAGUCGGCUGGACAUAGCCUAUUCAUACUUUAUGAGGUACUGAUUAAUUUUUUCCGGUUAAAUAUGCUGCCUGCUUCGGUUUAUAAGGGCCUCUUCUGACUUACGCAUGAAUAUUUUUCCCUUAAGGCGAGUGAGCAUGCACACCAAGAGGGGGAAUGGAGAAUUUGGAAAAAAUGUGUUUUCUUUUUUAAACCAGUCUUUGUAAGAUGGUUGGCGGGGAUGGUAUAUCGCUUAAACACAAUACCAUCGCUCGCUCUUUUGCAAAAGGGAAGAUGGAAGAUGUACCAAUAGAGGGAAAUAUUUUGUGUUCCAAAAUGCAGGACAUGCGAGGAAGACGAAUAUAAAAGACAUGUAGCCUACAAGGGUGAUCUCGUCGCUUCAUAAGAUGGAUGUCAGGUCCGAAUAAAAUGAUGUUCUGGACAAGUAUAAAUGAUGCAUUUGAUUUUAUAUCUAGCGAAGCGCUAAUUCUAUUUUUUUCUGACUCACUGUAAAUCUGAACGACUAUGCAUCAUUUAUCGUCCGUAUAGCUUACUGCUUUUCUAAUUCGAUUAUUCAUUGAUACAUUGGUGAUCUGAGGGGAAAAGCCGGUCUGCUUGAUGUGGGUUGAUAUAGGGUGCACGUUGUUGACAGUACUAUGGUUGCACAGAUGGCGAACACAAGCGACCCGGGGGAAAGCAGCCCUUCGCUCCAGAAUUAUGCCAUAACUGCCUCUGCGGUGAAACUGGCCUCUCUCGGUCUGAUCAUCUGCAUCAGCAUGGCAGGGAACAUUCUGUUGUCUUUUCUGGUGCUGAAAGACAGCAGCCUUCACAGAGCUCCCUAUUACUUCCUUCUGGACCUGUGUUUGGCAGACAUUAUACGAUCAGCUGUGUGCUUUCCUUUCGUGAUGAUAUCCAUUACCAGCGGUUCCAGUUGGACCUACAGCAUCAUCAGCUGCAAAAUCAUUGCAUUUAUGUCGGUUCUGUUCUGUUUCCACGUAGCCUUUAUGCUUUUCUGCGUUAGUGUAACUCGAUACAUGGCGAUCGCGCACCAUAGAUUUUACUCGAAGCGAAUGACAAUAUGGACCUGCGUGGCUGUUAUCUGCAUGGUUUGGACCCUCUCCGUUGCCAUGGCAUUCCCUCCGGUGUUCGAUGUUGGCACGUACAAAUUCAUUCGGGAGGAAGAGCAGUGCAUUUUUGAGCACCGAUACCUGAAAGCGAACGACACCUUAGGUUUUAUGUUAAUGCUGGCAGUCAUUGUGGGAACAACACACGUGGUUUAUAUGAAGAUGUUGUUUUUUGUUUAUGACCACCGCAAGAUGAAACCUGCGCAGCUGAUCCCGGCAAUAAGCCAAAACUGGACCUUCCACGGACCUGGUGCCACUGGGCAAGCGGCCGCCAAUUGGAUCGCAGGAUUUGGACGUGGUCCCACCCCACCGACGUUGGUCGGCAUCAGACAAGCUUUGCACAAUCCCAACAAGAGGCUUCUCGUCUUGGAUGAAUUCAAGAUGGAAAAACGGAUCGGCAAGAUGUUUUACAUGAUAACUCUGGCGUUUCUCCUGCUGUGGGCCCCCUACAUUAUCGCCUGCUAUCUUCGAGUAUUCGUGAAAGCCAGCGCCAUACCACAAGUGUACCUCACUGCUGCGGUGUGGAUGACGUUCGCGCAAGCAGGGGUGAAUCCCAUUAUUUGUUUUAUAUUUAACAAGGAGCUAAGGGUUCGUUUCAGAGCCCGUUUCGAAUGCUGUUUGAGCACACAAACGCCCAUGGAGUCGUAUUGCGUUAUCUAAACCAUGUGACAGGCCUAUAUCACUGGAGUUCAGUUGAUUACAAUAAUUCAGAGACAAAUCUGUGCGCUUUUAAGUUUUUCUUUUUUUAGACGAUUGCUUGUUCCUUGAAAUACUUAAAAUAUUCGAUAUGCAUUAUUGUUGCGCUUGGUGAGUCUUUUUCUAUUUAUGUUGCCCCUUGGUUAAACCUUGAAGGCCAUAUUGCCCCUAGAUUAAACCCUGAAGGCCAUAUUUUUGCAAUAUCCAAAUUGCAGGUACUCAUGAAAUGUAAA
Molecule: messenger RNA, 2383 nt
Organism: Megalops cyprinoides (Indo-Pacific tarpon)
Lineage: Eukaryota; Metazoa; Chordata; Actinopteri; Elopiformes; Megalopidae
Gene: gpr27
Product: G protein-coupled receptor 27
Exons: 1
Coding region: 987-2114 (375 amino acids)
Biological process (GO): G protein-coupled receptor signaling pathway
Cellular component (GO): plasma membrane
Molecular function (GO): G protein-coupled receptor activity
Source: RefSeq, a predicted model, not a curated record